Molecule: messenger RNA, 3885 nt
Organism: Spodoptera littoralis (African cotton leafworm)
Lineage: Eukaryota; Metazoa; Arthropoda; Insecta; Lepidoptera; Noctuidae
Source: the annotation of a GenBank genome assembly
AUGUACGCUAUUACAGCUGUACUCUGUGCGUUGGUGCACGUCGGCUCGGCGGUCUUGCCCUACGGCUCGGACAAAUGCGUCCGGGUCUCGGACCGAGGGUCGGACGGCGGCGUGCUCUGCAGGAUACGCACUCUCGAUGGUGAUGGAAGCAGCAUCGUCUCAGUGAAUUCAGACACAAGCCGGCUGGCUAUCGAGUGCAACCAUUUACUACUCUUCGAAAGCUCUCUAAGAGCACACUACUUUAGCCCAGUUUCGGCGCUCACCGAUCUGACAAUAAGUAAUUGUAAAUUACUACAAAUACCAGACAACACUUUUCAUGAAUUGAAAAAGCUAAAGAAGCUGAAAGUACGUUCCAAAAACUUUGAGUGGAGCCCGACUAAGAAUUUAGAGUUAUCUCUGAAUGCUUUCAAUGGAUUGUCGGAACUGCAGUCGUUGGAUCUCGCUCAGAAUAACAUAAAAUUUGUUCCUUCCGGCGUCUUCUGCUCUCUGGAAAACUUAAGCACAUUGAAUUUGACGCAUAAUAGAAUAAGAACUGUCGGACAACUUGGAUUUGGACAAGGCUGUGGAUCUAAUUUGCACAGCUUGGAUUUAAGUCAUAAUGAAAUUAAAUCACUUCCUGAAGACUCAGAAUUGCUGAAAUUAAGAAGUUUGCAACAUUUAUACCUGCAACAUAAUAAUAUCUCUGACAUAUCAAGUGAAGCUUUCAAUGGACUCGUAUCAAUGAGAGUUCUAAACAUAUCACACAACCAUCUACACACACUGCCCGACGGGCUUUUUGCAAAUGCCAGAGAACUGAGAGAAGUUUAUCUUAAUGACAAUACUCUGUUUGAAUUAGCAAGAGGAAUAUUUCAUCGCUUAGAACAGCUGAUUGUUUUAGACUUAUCAAGCAAUCAGCUAACAAGUAGUCAUAUUGAUGACGGGACGUUCCUGGGAUUAAUCCGUUUGAUAGUUUUGAAUUUAUCCAACAAUGCUUUGACGAGGAUCGACGGGAAAACAUUCAAAGAUUUAUUCUUUCUACAAAUAUUGAAUCUAAAGAACAAUUCUAUUGGAUACAUCGAAGAUAACGCAUUUUUACCGCUAUAUAAUCUUCAUACAUUAAAUUUAGCGGAAAAUCGACUUCAUACCAUUGAUGAGAACUUAUUCAAUGGUUUAUUUGUUUUAAGUAAAUUGACUCUCAACAAUAAUUUGCUUGUUAAUAUUGAUCGCAAAGCAUUCAAAAAUUGUUCCGACUUAAAGGAGUUAGAUUUGAGCUCCAAUCAACUGUUGGAGGUUCCUGACGCACUCUGGGAACUUUCCUUCCUCAAAACACUCGAUCUUGGAGAGAAUCAAAUAUCUGACUUCAAAAAUGGUUCCUUCAAAAACCUAAAUCAAUUAACAGGAUUGAGACUGAUUGACAAUCAAAUUGGGAACCUUUCCGUCGGAAUGUUUUGGGACUUACCGAGCUUACAAGUGCUUAACAUCGCUAAGAACAAGAUCCAGUCAAUCGAGAGAGGGACUUUUAGUAGAAAUAUGCAACUGGAGGCCAUCCGGCUCGACGGGAAUUUCCUGUCUGACAUCAACGGUGUCUUCUCAACGCUCGCGAGCCUUUUGUGGCUCAAUUUAUCGGAAAAUCAUCUAGUGUGGUUCGAUUACGCGUUUGUGCCUAGUAAUCUAAAGUGGUUAGACAUUCACGGCAAUUUCAUUGAACACUUAGGUAACUACUACAAGUUGCAAGAUGAAAUUCGUAUAAAGACAUUGGACGUUAGCCAUAAUCGUAUAGCGGAAAUAUCACCUAUGGCUAUUCCUAAUAGUGUUGAACUGUUGUUUAUAAACAAUAACUUCCUAAAUAAUAUUCAUGUGAAUACGUUUUUCGACAAAAAGAACUUAACGCGAGUGGACAUGUAUGCUAAUGAACUUGUGCAUUUAGAAUUAAAUAGUAUGCGUUUAGCUACAGUGCCGGCAAAUAAAAGUUUACCUGAGUUUUAUAUCGGCGGUAAUCCGUUUCAAUGUGACUGUACAAUGGAGUGGUUGCCUAUCAUAAACAAUAUGACCGCUAUGAGGCAAUACCCGCGUGUGAUGGACCUAGAAAACGUUUUGUGUAAAAUGACGAACACUCGAAGUGGAACUCAUGUGCCCUUAACUAAUUUAAAGACUACAGACUUUCUUUGUAAGUAUGAGACUCAUUGUUUUGCAAUCUGUCAUUGCUGUGACUAUGAUGCGUGCGACUGUGAAAUGACAUGCCCUCAAAACUGUACCUGUUAUCACGACCCAUUGUGGAACACUAACGUCGUCGACUGUUCCGGACAAUCUUCAAUGGAAAUACCGCAUAAAAUACCUAUGGAUGCAACCGAGGUAUUUUUAGAUGGAAAUAAUAUAAAGGAACUACAGGACCACGUUUUUAUUGGAAGGCAGAAAAUGAGAUCGCUGUACGUGAACAACAGCAAUGUCGAUAGCAUACAAAAUCGAACUUUUGCUGGCUUGAAUGCUCUCCAAAUACUCCACUUGGGGAACAAUAAGCUUAAAGAACUGAAAGGAUACGAAUUCCUUCAAUUGAGUAGUCUGAAAGAAUUGUUCUUACAAAAUAAUCUCAUUAGCCAUAUCGCCAACAUAUCAUUCCUUUCUCUAAAGUCAUUAGAAGUAUUACGCCUUGAUGGCAACAGACUAGUUGACUUUGGUGUAUGGACUUUUAACAACCAUCCUAAUUUGAAAGCUUUGUCACUCGGCAACAACCUGUGGUCAUGCAAAUGUCGCUACUUACAAGAGUUAACUGCUUAUUUGGCUGAGAAUGCGCAAAAAAUCAUCGACAUUACCGACGUAUGGUGUUGGAACGGCGACGCGAAGCCGCCACAGAAAAAAGAGCUCAAUUUAAACGGUACGGCCUGCAGCGAUUAUUAUGCUGAUAAUUCAGUCAUCGGAAACAUGCUUGUGUCCAACUAUGUUCCCAUGAUGGUCUCAACACUCACCGGCUUUAUGUUAAUAUUAUUGGCCCUGGUCGUACUGUUCCUUUUUAGAGAUUCCCUCAGAGUAUGGUUAUACACAAAUUGUGGCAUAAGAGUAUUUUCAUUCUCGGGUGCAUUUGAGGAGAGCCAAAAAUUAUAUGACGCCUACGUUUGCUACAGCCCGAAAGAUGAAGAAUCUGUCGUUCAAUCGUUGGCGAAUGAGCUAGAAAAUGGGAAUCCAUCAUACCGGCUCUGCCUCCAUUAUAGAGACAUUCCACACCACGGCGCUCAGUACAUGCAAUGCGCGCCGCCUGUCGUCGAGACCGCGGAAGCAUCGAAACGAAUAAUCAUCGUACUAACGAGAAAUUUCAUGCAAACGGAAUGGUCUCGAUACGAAUUCCGACAAGGGUUGCACGACGCGUUGAAAGGGUGUAUUUAUAAGCUAGUACUAAUAGAAGAAUACUCUGUUGUGGCGGAUGCGAUGUGCGACCCCGAUUUGCGGCCCUAUCUAAAAACAGGGUCGCGAUUACGAUGGGGCGAGAAAAGGUUUUGGAAGCGCCUCAGGUACAUGAUGCCGGAAUCUCAACCCAACCACAAGGCGCGGAGUCACAACUAUAGAAAAAGUUUGAAUACUUAUACGUUAGAUUCAUCGGUGCCUAACGGUGGAAACCGCACAUUACCUUUUCCCGAAAGAUCACCUGUGUUGGGAGGAGGUCAAGGUGCUAGUGCUCCACCGGAGUACAGUAGUGAAGUGCGGCAGUCGCCGUCAGCUAUGAGGCAGACGCAGGCGGUCGCGUACGGGCCAGAUGGUCGACCGAUCUCAGAUCAUAUUUACUCUUCAAUAGACUCUGAUUACUCCUCGCUAGAGCACGGCAUGGCCCCGGGCAGGCGGCGGGACAUGCGCCAGUGGCCCCCGCCGCCCCCUCUUGUCGAUACGGGCAACGCUGUGCAAGCUUACCUAGUCUAG